Messenger RNA from Myotis davidii, 864 nucleotides. RefSeq names its product ubiquitin conjugating enzyme E2S (gene UBE2S). NCBI's taxonomy places the organism in Eukaryota, Metazoa, Chordata, Mammalia, Chiroptera, Vespertilionidae. The annotation marks the transcript as partial. The transcript is spliced from 4 exons. The record is from RefSeq and is a predicted model, not a curated record.
UCAUUGGCGGCCCGUGCGGGGCAACGGACGGGCUUCGGGGGCUCCUGGGGGGCAUGGAGCUACCCGCCACCCCCCUCGGAGAAGCGCCUUCGUCUGCGGAGGGCGCUCAGCCUGGGGCGGCCGGGUGCAGCUCCCCAGGAGGGGGCCUGCGAGCCCGGGGUAGUUGACAGCCUGGGUCAGCGUCCUGCACGGCCCGGUUCUGCCGGCCUCUCACCUCCUCCUCUCUGUGCCCAGAACUCCAACGUGGAGAACCUGCCCCCCCACAUCAUCCGCCUGGUGUACAAGGAGGUGACGACGCUGACCACGGACCCUCCGGAUGGCAUCAAGGUCUUUCCCAACGAAGAGGACCUCACGGACCUGCAGGUCACCAUCGAGGGCCCUGAGGGGACCCCGUACGCCGGAGGCCUGUUCCGCAUGAAACUCCUGCUGGGGAAGGACUUUCCUGCCUCCCCGCCCAAGGGCUACUUCCUGACCAAGAUCUUCCACCCGAACGUGGGCGCCAACGGCGAGAUCUGCGUCAACGUGCUCAAGAGGGACUGGACGGCUGAGCUGGGCAUCCGGCACGUGCUGCUGACCAUCAAGUGCCUGCUGAUCCACCCCAACCCCGAGUCCGCCCUCAACGAGGAGGCGGGCCGCCUGGCCGAGGGGCCCAUGGCCAAGAAGCACGCCGGCGAGCGGGACAAGAAGCUGGCGGCCAAGAAGAAGACGGACAAGAAGCGGGCGCUGCGGCGGCUGUAGGGGUGCUUCCUCCACACCUGCCCGACCCUCAACUCUGUCUCUAAGUUAUUUAAGUUAUGGCUGGGGUGGGGGAGGGGGCACUGGGACCCGGAUUUGUUUUUCUAAAUAAAGUUGGAAAAGCAAGCA